AUGAUUUGUGUUUGGUGGGACUUCGAAGGAAUCUUGUAUUCUGAACUUGUGCCGAAUGGUUGCAUCAUCAACGCUGAACUUUACUGCGAGCAAUGUGAUCGAGUCUACGAUGCGCUGGUUGAGAAGUAUCCAAGUCUUGUUCGUCAAAAAUGCGCUUUGUUUCAACAAGACAAUGCAAAGCCACAUACCGCCAAAAAGACCAGCAACAAGUUUGAAGAAUCGGACGGUCUCAAAGUUCUGCCGCAUCCAGCCCAUAGUCCAGACGUUGCUCCACCUGACUACGGUCUCCUCCGAUCAACUCAGCAUUUUAUGAAAGGUCGCCGAUUUGAGUCAUUCGAUGAAGUUGAAGAAACAUGUCAAGAAUUUUUCGAUUCAAAGCCCAAGGAAAUGUCGUGGACCAUGAUGGUCCUUAUUCUGAAGAAUAAUUGUUGUUAUUUUUGUGUAAAUUCAUCUAUAAAAGAUCAUUUUAAUACGGCGCACGAAAUUUUUACACACCAUUUAUGUGCUAAUACUUGUACAUCAAGUACAUCAGUACGUAUUGCUAAUUCAUGUUGUUCAUCAUCAUCUGUAUAUUUACUAUUAUCAUUUGACAAAUUGGCGUAUAAAAGUGGAAAAGUAUUAAUUAGUGGUGGAUAUAAUAAUAUCAAUGGUGGAGAUCCAUAUGGUGCAGAAAUGUAUGAUCCAUUGACAGAAACUCGGCGAAAGAUGGAUGAUAUGAGUUAUGCACGACAUCAUCGUGCAGCAUCCCUUUUUAAUAAUGGAAAAGUACUCACACCUGGUGAAAUCAAAGUUUUAUAUUUUAUUGCAUUAUAUCUGGGUGCUGUGCUCAUGACCAUUAUUGGAUGUUGGGCUUAA
Molecule: messenger RNA, 855 nt
Organism: Adineta ricciae
Lineage: Eukaryota; Metazoa; Rotifera; Eurotatoria; Adinetida; Adinetidae
Source: the annotation of a GenBank genome assembly